This is a messenger RNA of Caenorhabditis bovis, 1608 nucleotides long. The record is from the annotation of a GenBank genome assembly. Lineage: Eukaryota; Metazoa; Nematoda; Chromadorea; Rhabditida; Rhabditidae.
AUGAAUAUUCCAGAGCGAUUCAAAUGGGUUUCCACAUUAUUUGUGCACUUUUCGCUAAUUGUCGGAGUUGCAGCUUAUACGGUGUUUGGAGCACUGUCGAUGCAAUUCCUUGAAUCGCCGGAUCGAGUACGAUCUCAAAUCAAACGCUCGAUAUCAAAUGAUGAGUCGAUAACGAAACUAUCUGAGCGAUCAUCUCAAGUAUUUCUCGGCGAGGAACUUUCACAAAUCGAUCCCGAAAUUCAUAAAUGUGUCGAAUCGACGAUUCUCGCACUCUUCGGACGCACCAAUUGUGAUUCUUAUGAGCUCGAGCAUCUCAACAUCGACAUAAUUGAUCGUUGUUACAUGGAAGUCAACCUGGCAGGUUUUCGACAAAUUGCUACCAAAAAGCAAACUAAAAAAAUCGAGGAAAAAUUGAAUAACGAAACUGAAAUUUUGCCCGCAGAAAAGUGGUCAAUGGGAAAUUCGGUGAUCUUCGCAUUUACCGUAAUCACAACAAUCGGCUAUGGGCACAUUGCUCCGGAAACGUUCGAAGGCCGCUUAUUUUGCAUACUGUAUGGUGUAAUUGGUGUUCCGUUCACCCUUCUUACAAUUGCCGAUCUUGGAAUGUUCUUUACGCACGCGUUAAGAGCAGUAUUGAAGUUCGUUCGAAAUGGAAUUUAUAAAAUUCGAAAAUGUUUGGCAAAAAGGGAAAAAAAGAUUAUUCAGAGCUCAAGGAAACCAGAUGUUUGGGUAACUGGAAAAGGAGAAAAUAUGGAAACAGCUCGUGAACCUGGCGAAGAUGAAGUCGUCGAGGAAAAGCAAGGAGAGGAAGAGGAGGAAGAGGAGGAGGAAGAAAAGGAAAAAGAAGAACCAAGGAAAACUGAGGAAUCUGUGAUUCUCGGAAUAACAUUUGCCUGUUAUCUUCUGGCCGGUGCCAAGAUUCUUUCCGUGUACGAACCCGAAAUGGAUUUCUUCAAAGCACUUUAUUUCAAUUUUGUCACAUUGACAACCAUCGGCCUUGGUGAUUUCGUUCCAAAAAGCUUCGACUACCUCUUCGUGACUCUCGUCUACAUCGGAAUCGGACUUGCAUUGACAACGAUGGCAAUUGAGAUUGCCGCUGAUUUGCUCAAACAAAUCCAUUAUGCCGGAAGAAAAAUGGAAGAUGCUGCGAAUGCAGUGGUGUGGUUUGGCGGCAAAAAGAUGAAAAUGAAAAAUUUGGUGCAAUAUUUGGGCGAUCAAUUUAAUAUACCGAAAGAAGAACUCGCCAAUUUCGAUGUUACUCAAUUCGUCGAUAAUGCAAUGAAAGUGGAAAAAGGAGAAAUCGCAACAUUGCGGAAGCCGCCGACUCCAGUUGUAUUCCGAGAUCGCGCAUUCAGUUACAGUAAUCUUCGGAAAUCCAGCGAAUUGCAAUAUGUUGAUGAUAGUCGUGUUAGUAAAAUCACCGAUCUGACAACCGUUCAAGAGACUUCUCGGACCAUCGACACGUUGACAGCUUUGGUGAUCGGCAAUCGCGGCGCCGCGGGAAUCCCGCCUUUGGAUCUCGACAAUCAUUACUUUGAUGAGAUGUCCCCACGAAGCUCAUUCGAUGAACAAUAUAUGAGAAGUCGAAGAAAACAUCAAAGAUCAUAA